UACAUCGUACAUGGACAGUUUUCAGUAAGAUACCGCGUAGUGAACCGUAAAGUGGUUAAUAGUGAUGGAAAUAGUUUUGUCCGUUUGAGUUAGUGUUAGUAUUGUUAAGUUCAAACUGUGAUGUAAAUUAUGAGCUACGCAUAACGCCUACCUUCAAUUAAUUGUGCAUUCCUGUAAUUCCUCAUCAUAGCGUGCUCUCUUCUCUAAAUACAAGUGAUAAACUUUAAUGCAGUGAUAUAAUUCCAAUCAGGAAAUGAAGGUGAGGAAGCAAGCAAUGCAGGCAAACGCCUGGAUCAAGUUUCGUCUGUUGAUGUGGAAGAACUUUCUUCAGCAAUGGAGGCACAAAGGACAGACGGUAGUGGAGCUGCUAUUGCCUGUAGCUACCAUGGCGCUAGUACUCAUUCUGCGAGAACAGAUCGAGCCUGUCAGACAAGAGUCUAUAAGAUACCCACCUAUACCGGCCCACACUCUAAAUUUUUCACGUACAGUAUUUGCGGGUCUUAAUAUAACUCAUCUGUCAAUAGCGUAUUCACCGAAAAGUGACGUAUUAGACAGUGUGGUGAGAAGUGCAGUAGUAAAUUUAUUUGCUCAGAACAUACUAGAUAUCUAUGACAUGAUAAAAGAUCAAGAUGAUCCUGAAUUACCAGAUUUUCCAGAAAUUCCGCCAGAUAUUGAACUAAAUUCGACGCUUAUAUAUGAAAUUGCUAAAGAGCUUGUAAGAAUUAAAGAGUACAAUAGUAGUGCAGAGCUCAUACAAGUAUAUCGUGAUAAACAAUCAAUUCGUGAAGUAAUAGCUGCCGUCGAAUUUGAUGAUGCAUUACUAGGUGCUAUGGAGUUACCGACGAAUUUGUCAUACGCUUUAAGAUUUCCUGAAAGGCCACGGUUGAAUUCACUUUUCGGCCUGGGUGGACGUACGUGGCGAACGGAUAUUACCUUUCCUUUCUUUGAAUUGCCUGGACCUAGAUUUCCAUUUUCUUGGGAAGGAGGAAAUGAUCCAGGUUAUGUGAACGAAAUGUUCAUAGCAUUGCAGCACGCUAUUUCAAUGGAGCUAGUUUCGCGAAUAACCGGCGAAAAUCUACGAACAUUUAGAGUGAAUUUGCAGAGAUACCCACAUCCGUCCUAUGUUGAAGAUCUUGCGGUGGAGGCACUUAUUUUUAUAUUUCCCCUGUUUUUCAUGCUCAGUUUCAGCUACACAGCUGUUAACAUUGUGCGGAGUGUGACUUUAGAAAAGGAACAACAGCUUAAGGAAACUAUGAAGAUAAUGGGACUUCCUACAUGGUUACACUGGACGGCCUGGUUUUGCAAACAGUUUAUAUACCUGUUCCUCACAGGUGCGCUUAUUACGAUUAUAUUAAAGAUUAACUGGUUCACAAAUGAACAAGGCUUCAGUGAAUACGCCGUAUUUACUAAUACUCCGUGGACGGUCAUGUUGUUUUACAUUACGUUAUAUUUAUCUUGCACCAUUUUCUUUUGCUUUAUGAUAAGCGGGUUCUUUUCGAAAGGUAGCACAGCUGCUUUGUUUGCGGGCGUUAUUUGGUUCCUGUCGUUUGUUCCAUCUGUGCUGUUAGGAAUGGAUGUGGAAGUCCCACUGGCAGUCCAAGCUUUAACGUGUUUUUCCAUUAACUCAGCAAUGUCCUAUGGGUUCCAAUUAAUACUUGGCAAAGAGAGUACCGAAGGAAUGCAAUGGGGAGACUUUUUCACAACACAUUCCCUCGAAUCUAAUCGAUUAUUGUUCGGGCAUGUUUGUAUAUUUCUUGUCGUGGACUGUGUAUUGUAUAUGUUAGUUGCACUGUACCUUGAACAAGUUCUUCCGGGGCCGUGUGGAGCUCCAAAAGUCUGGUACUUUCCAUUCCAGAAGUCAUUUUGGUUUCCCUCUUCAAAAAUCGAUUGCGAUGAAAGAUUCAACGAUCCAGAUUUCGAUGGAACAAUCAAAGAAACAGAUCCAACAGACCUUCCUAUUGGUGUGAAAAUGACCAAUUUAACGAAAGUAUACAAAAACAGUAUAGCCGUAAAUAAUUUGAGUUUAAACAUUUACGAAGAUCAAAUCACAGUACUCUUGGGACAUAAUGGCGCAGGAAAAUCUACCACAAUAUCAAUGAUAACAGGUAAUGUUGAAGUAACUAGAGGCAACGUGUGGCUCGCUGGCUACAAUGUGACGACGCAGACUAAUUUUGCUCGAGCACAUCUUGGUCUCUGUCCGCAACAUAACGUACUUUUUAAUGAGCUUACCGUACGCGAACAUCUGGAAUUCUUUGCCAGACUCAAAGGCUUCACUGGCAAGGAGCUCGAAGAAGAUAUCGAUACGCUCAUAAAUCGGCUAGAGAUGCAGGAGAAAAGAGAUUAUCUAGCUCAAGGGCUGUCUGGGGGUCAAAAAAGGCGGUUGUGCGUGGGUAUCGCAUUAUGUGGAGGUGCGAAAGUAGUUUUACUCGACGAACCCACAUCCGGUAUGGACCCUUCAUCACGCCGUGCAUUGUGGGAAAUAUUAAAUAGAGAAAAAAAAGGUCGAUCAAUGAUCCUGACGACCCAUUUUAUGGAUGAAGCAGAUUUUCUCGGGGACCGCGUUGCUAUUAUGUCUAGUGGCCGGUUACAAUGUGUUGGUUCUCCCUAUUUUUUGAAACAUCAUUACGGAGUAGGUUAUACUCUGGUCAUCGUUAAAACUGAAGAUUUUCAAAUUGAUUAUUGCACUACUCUAAUUGGAGAAUACAUACCAGGUACAAUGGUUAAAGAAGAUCGAGGCAUGGAAGUGACUUAUAAAUUGCCCAACCAUUAUUCCAACGUGUUUGAAGAUAUGCUCAACGACCUUGAGAGAAAUAUAGAAAUCAUAAAAUUUAAGGACUAUGGAUUACUUGCUACAACGCUGGAAGACGUCUUUAUGUCUGUUGGGUCGGACAUAGAAAUACAUUCCGAAUCAGACGAUUUAACAAUUACAACAGAUUUGUCUGAAGAUAAAGAUGCCAAUUCCGAUGAAAUAUCUUUGGAAGACCUUGAUAAUACUUACGAGAGCGAAACAGGGUUUCAGCUAUUAUGGUUACGUGUAAGCGGAGUUUGGUUAAAACUGUUCCUAGUAUGGACUCGAUCGUGGGGAUUGCUGUUAUUGCAAGUGUUGGUGCCUAUCCUGCAGAUAAAUACUAACUUGGGAAUUUUGCAGUAUCUAUUAGGAAAAAGUUCUACUGUUAUUUCUAGGGCAUUGACGCUUGCGCAAGGAUACGUUGGUACUGAAACUUUCUUAAGUUAUAACGGUACUAAUCAAACUUCGUGGGGUAGUUUGGCUAGACAAGGGUACGAAGAACUUUUCAACUCUUCAAAUGUCAACUCUAUGAGAUUAGCAGUUGUAGAUGGACAGCUAAUCGACGAAUAUUAUUUACAAAGAACCGAGGAUCCAGUCUUAAUGGGCGCAUAUCGCAACAGACUCCUAAUUGGUGCAACGUUUGAAGACAACUCUGCAACUUCUUGGUUUAGCAACUUCGGAUACCACGACGUAGCCACUUCUCUGGCCACUGUACAUUCAGCUAUACUCAAAGGAAUUAACCCAACAGCCAAUCUCAAUGUGUUCAAUCAUCCGCUCCAAGCUAAUUAUAGAGAUGACACUAACAUCCAACUGAUGGUGUCCUUAAUGUCAGUACAAGUUGCGAAUAGCAUUGGCAAUAGUCUUGCCAUCGUCAGUGCGGUCUUCAUUAUGUUUUAUAUUAAGGAGCGAGUAACGCGUGCGAAGUUACUGCAGCGGGCAGCGGGUAUGCAGCCAGCUAUACUGUGGGGUGCCGGCGCGAUAUUUGACUGGACAUGGUUCAUGGUGCUCUGUGUUAGCAUUAUCAUCUCCUGUGCAGCUUUCCAGGUUACUGGCAUGAGCUCUGUGGAGGAACUGGGUCGUCUAUAUCUUUGUUUGAUGAUAUAUGGCGCCGCCAUGUUGCCGCUCCAUUAUUUGUUCUCACUGCUUUUCAACGGACCAGCCCUUGGAUUUGUCAUUAUGUUUUUCAUUAACACUCUCUUCGGUUUGAUAGGUGCACAAAUCGUAGAAGCACUGUCGUCACUGGCAGCUUCAGCACAGGAAGCUGCAAAGAUAAUGGAUUAUAUAUUGCAGUUCUUCCCGCUUUAUAGUCUGGUAACCUCUACUAGGCAGCUAAAUCAAGUCGGGUUAAUAAGAUUUUCUUGCUUGGAGUACUGCGAUUACUUGACUUCAGUGCUGCCUAAUUUAGAAGAGUGUAAUAUGGAAUUCCUUUGUAAAAAUAUAACACAACAAUGCUGCAUUCGUGAGAAUCCAUACUUCGAGUGGAAGGAGCCAGGUGUAAUGCGCUAUAUUACUUGCACACUUAUAACCUGUGUCGUAUUAUGGUCAUUACUUAUGAUAUUGGAAUACAAUUUGAUUCAGAGGCUGUUUAUUCGCAAGAAGAAAGCACCGCCUGUAGACGAGUCAUCUUUAGAUCCCGAUGUGGUAGAUGAAAUGAGGCACGCUGAGCGCGUUGACAUUAAUACGCCUGGUAUAAGUUUAGUGGCGCGAGGUCUUUCAAAAUACUACGGAAAUCACCUUGCUGUAGAUCAAAUUUCUUUCACCGUGAGCGAAGCAGAAAUCUUUGGUUUGCUGGGUGUUAACGGUGCCGGGAAAACGACAACCUUUAAAAUGCUAAUGGGAGACGAGUCUAUUUCCAGUGGAGGCGCUUUUGUUAGUGGCUACUCCGUUGAAUCUGACAUCAACAAAGUUCAUGAGAAUAUAGGCUACUGUCCACAAUUCGACGCGAUAUUCAGCGAGUUGACUGGACGUGAAACGCUGCAUCUGUUCUCGAGAUUCCGUGGGCUGAAGAAUGCCGACUCUUUGAUUAGAGCCGUAACACUCGCUAACGCACUAGGAUUUACAAAACAUUUAAAUAAAAGGGUGGAUCAAUACUCAGGGGGAAACAAGCGAAAGCUGAGCACAGCGGUCGCCAUGCUCGGUCGUACGAAGCUCGUGUUCGUGGAUGAGCCGACGACGGGCGUGGACCCGGCUGCCAAGCGGCAAGUGUGGCGCGCGGUGCGGGCCGCGAGGCGUGCGGGCCGAGCCUUCGUGCUCACCUCGCACAGCAUGGAGGAGUGCGAGGCGCUGUGCGAUCGCCUCACAAUCAUGGUCAACGGCCGCUUCCAAGCCCUUGGCUCCCCGCAACAUCUCAAAAAUAAAUUCUCUCAAGGUUUCACACUGACCAUUAAGAUAAAAUUAAAAGAAGGAGACAGUUCUGAAAACGAUCAUAGAACAGAAACUGUGAAGAACUAUGUACAGAAUCACUACACAGAGCCUAAGUUAAUGGAGGAGUACAAGGGCCUUAUAACAUUCUAUUUGCCCGACCGCACGAUGCCCUGGUCCAAGAUGUUCGGCAUCAUGGAGCGAGCCAAGCGAAAUUUGGCAGUAGAAGAUUAUAGUAUACUCCAAACAACAUUAGAGCAAAUUUUCUUACAAUUCACUAAAUAUAAACGCGCAGGAUUAUAAUACAUAAAGAAGAUAGCUUUAACAUAGCCCAUUCGACAAGGUAGUUGCUUUAUCAUUACUCUUUGCCUUGAAACAGUAAGAUUAUAUACGUACAGUGAGCUUUAACAUAUUAAAUCAAUGUAUACAUAUAUACAAAUAAACAACGUAUAGCGGUUGUAGAGUAAUGCAAUGUUCAAUUCAAUUCUUAUUCUAUAUCUUUUUGUAUGUAUUGCAUUCAUAGUAAUGUAUGUACACGUGCAUUUCUGAAUUAGGACGAAAAAUAAUCCCAAGCAAAUAAAGAUGAAAAGUUAUCACUAUGUCAAGGUUUCAUUAUUAUUAUAUCUGUCAUGGUCGUUUCUUAUCUUUAUGUGAGAUAGCAAAUGUUUAACAUAUUCCUAUAGAAAUUAAUUGCAGUUGCUUAUAAUAUGUUUUAUCAUCACAAAACAUAAAAUUUUGUAACCGUUACUUCCCAUAAUAAAUGUAAUUUAUUAUUUAUUUGUAAACUUAUUAUUGAAGCACGUAUUCUUAACCCUCCCAGGGUUAAGAAUAUUUCUUAUGGAAAUAUUGGAUGCCAUAGACCAUACAAAAAUGUGUAGGUAACAUAGAAUUAGAGAAUUUUAUACAUGUUUUGUUCGUCUUAAAUAAAAUAUUUAUUGUA
This is a messenger RNA of Pararge aegeria (speckled wood butterfly), 6089 nucleotides long. Its product is annotated as ATP-binding cassette sub-family A member 2-like. Gene Ontology annotation, biological process: lipid transport; transmembrane transport. Gene Ontology annotation, molecular function: ABC-type transporter activity; lipid carrier activity; ATP binding. The record is from RefSeq and is a predicted model, not a curated record. Gene Ontology annotation, cellular component: membrane; intracellular membrane-bounded organelle. The transcript is spliced from 31 exons. The coding region runs from base 254 to 5452 and encodes 1732 amino acids. NCBI's taxonomy places the organism in Eukaryota, Metazoa, Arthropoda, Insecta, Lepidoptera, Nymphalidae.